Miscanthus lutarioriparius is the source of this 573-nucleotide messenger RNA. The record is from the annotation of a GenBank genome assembly. NCBI's taxonomy places the organism in Eukaryota, Viridiplantae, Streptophyta, Magnoliopsida, Poales, Poaceae.
AUGGCACCGCCUGUGGGUUUCAGCGGCCGGCGGCAGUUCGACGUGGCGUGCGGCGUGCUCAGCCGGUGCGUCAAGAAGGCGGAGGCCGCAACCGCUGGCAAGACGACGAUGGCGGCGGCGCCGGCAGCGGCAGCGGCUCCUACCACGGCGCCGCCUACGACGAUGCUGCUGAUGCCGGGCGCCGACGUCACGCCGAACGUCAGGGAGGAGGAGCCCGAGGCCGAGGCGACGCAACUGGCGCAGCUGACGAUCAUGUACGGCGACCGCGCAUUGGUGUUCGACGACUUCCCCUCGUACAGGGUGGCCGAGCUGGUGCUCGUCGCCGAGCGGCCACGGCCAGACCUUCCCGGAGCCGGAGGGACGACGACCACCGACAUCCCAGUGGCGAGGAAGGCGUCGCUGCAGCGGUUCAUGGAGAAGAGGCGGGACAGGCUCGUCGCGCGCGCGCCCUACGCCGCCGCCCGCCCGGCCCCGGCGUCGUCCAACGAGGAACGACGGAACCUGCAGGCGGGCGAACAAGACGCGGGGUCCUCCUGGCUUGGCCUUGGUGCUCCAGGAGGGUGCGCGUGCUGA